Messenger RNA from Lolium rigidum, 748 nucleotides. RefSeq names its product probable WRKY transcription factor 13. The record is from RefSeq and is a predicted model, not a curated record. Lineage: Eukaryota; Viridiplantae; Streptophyta; Magnoliopsida; Poales; Poaceae. Gene Ontology annotation, biological process: regulation of DNA-templated transcription. The transcript is spliced from 3 exons. Gene Ontology annotation, molecular function: DNA-binding transcription factor activity; sequence-specific DNA binding. The coding region runs from base 11 to 748 and encodes 245 amino acids.
GAGGGCGGCGAUGGCGAUGGCCCACGGGCAAGCACCCUGCACGGCCGGCGGCGGCAUGGUAGCCGACUCCACCCCGGCCGCCAUAAGCUUCUGCUUCCAACCCUCCGAUCCUCCUUCCAGCGGUGGUGCUCUCUCCAACCACCAUGCCCUCCUAGGUUUCAGCCCCCUCGUCCUAGACCACCCAAGCACCACCUCCACCUCCACAAUCCCCGCCGCUCCCACCAUGUACCGCCCCCAUGCACCGCCCGGAGCUCUCCAUCCUCCGAGGUCAUCCCCUCCACAUCCAUGGUCUUGCGAGGAAGGCGAGCUAGAAAGGCAGGCUGGAAAGGGCCCGAUGGUGGGCGGCUUGGCGUCGGGAGGAAGUGGAGCCGGUGGCCGGUUGCAUGGGUCGCUGGCAGCGGCGGGGAUGGGGGUCGGUGCGGUGAGGAUGAAGAAAUCGGCAGGGGCGAAGGCGCGGCGGAAGGUGAGGGAGCCGAGGUUCUGCUUCAAGACGAUGAGCGACGUCGAUGUGCUCGACGACGGCUACAAGUGGCGCAAGUACGGCCAGAAGGUCGUCAAGAACACGCAGCACCCACGGAGCUACUACCGGUGCACGCAGGACAAGUGCCGGGUGAAGAAGCGCGUGGAGCGGCUGGCGGAGGACCCGCGCAUGGUGAUCACCACCUACGAGGGCCGCCACGUCCACUCCCCCUCCCGCGACGACGACGACGACGCACGCGCCAACGCUGAGAUGAGCUUCAUCUGGUAG